Arachis ipaensis is the source of this 1045-nucleotide messenger RNA. The record is from RefSeq and is a predicted model, not a curated record. NCBI's taxonomy places the organism in Eukaryota, Viridiplantae, Streptophyta, Magnoliopsida, Fabales, Fabaceae.
UCAUUAAAUUCUCUGGCAUAGCCUAUUAAACAAGUAAAUGACACGGAAAUAACGUUUCAUGUUAAUUUUCUGUUUCUCCAAAACACACAAGCAUUAAAAAUCAUUCCAUAACAACAUGUAGCAUAGCCCAACAAAAAGGGAAAAAAAAAAAAGGGAGAAGAGAGCUUGCAUUAUUGAGAACAUGCAUACACCUCCCACAUGUACAUCAACAAUGGAAAACAACGAAACACAGAUAAAGAAAAUGAGCAAAGCUGGCUGCAAGACAACAAAGGCAUCGUGAAAGAUGUGAUUCAAUCCAUUCAAGCGACCAAGCUUAGCUUGUAUGUUAGCUUUAAUUAUCAUCACCGAUCAAGAGCUUUGAUGGAGUGGAAUGGAAUUAUAUAUAGUCCUUCUUUGCCCAGAAAUGUUGCUUCUCUCACACAGAACAUAUGGGAGAGAAAACACAUGAUCAUGUACUUGGUACCGACUGGACUAUUCCCACUUUCCCAAUUGGCAAUGAAAAUAGCAUUUGGGCCAAUUCAGAGAGCCACUUGUGAGAAACGGCGACAUGGACCAGUAGUAUAGUGCCACGUAUGCUAAAGUCAUUGAAAUGUGUGCUUUUCAUCACAAUCUUGAAUCUUGGCCAUAGAGAUAAGCAAGGAGCCACUUUUAAUUUGGAAGGUCUGACAAUUAGAGAUGCUCUCAUCUUCGAAUGUUCACACUUGAUCACUUCUAAGUUCUAACAUCACAAAAUGCUAAACAUGCCACGCCCUCAUGCAAUCUUCAGCAUUCUUGUGCACGUAUAAUUGCUUGGUUACUGUUUUACACUUUUACUAGAAUAGAACAAGCUGAGAUUUGUUGAAUAGGAUAAUUUUUUUUAAUCUUUUAUUUACUUUUAAUUAAAUUUAGAAAAAAUUCUACUCUCCUUUCUUAGAUACUAAAAUGACACUCUUAUUCUCUUAUUUAUAAAAUAUAUAUCCUUUAUGCCAAUGAGUUAUAGCUCAAAUGACAUAAUCUUCACAUAUUUAAUUAAGAGGUUACGGGUUCGAGUCUCCUAUCUUUGGUA